AUGGCGACCACGGCAAUCGACAUUGUCAGCAACGCCGACCCAGACCUCCUCCGGCCACGCUCGCGCAAGCCAGUCGCCGCCGCUGACAGCAACCUCAGCAUCCCCGACAGCAUUGCGAGCACCGCCACCAGCGGCCGCUCGACACCCGUCCCCGACAAUGCGCCUCCCUCCAACAAGGCCCUCUCCUCGGCCCGCAAGACACUCCGCGCCGAGCAGCGCGCGCAGCAGCAGCGCCGCCGCAUCUUCCCCACGACCGACUUCACCUCGCGCCUCUCCCACCUCGACCCCGACUCCGACUAUCGCGACUUUCACGGCUUCUUCAACCUCUUUUGGAUCGGCCUCGCCAUCAUGGGCAUCACCACCAUGCUCCGCCACAUGAAGGACACGGGCUACCCGUUUUCCUUUGCCAUCUGGUCCCUCUUCACCGUCAAGCUCUGGCACCUUGCCGUUGCCGACUUUCUCAUGGUCGCCACUACGGCCGUGUCUUUGCCACUUCACCGGCUGUUUCGCGCCGCGCCGCAGAACGGCUUCUGGACGUGGCGCCGGGGCGGCGUCGCCCUGCAGAGCGUCUACCAGGCCGUCUGGCUGGCCGUCUGGGUCGCGGUUCCGUUCUGGCUCGAGUGGACGUGGACGGCGCAGGUCUUUUUGCUGCUGCACACCAUGGUGCUGCUCAUGAAGAUGCACUCGUACGCAUUUUACAAUGGGCACCUUUCCGAGACGGAGAAGCGCCUGCGUAGGCUGGACGCUCCGACGGCGCGUGGCACAAAGGAGCGGUCGCCGCCGUACAUUUACCCUGUCGCCGCGGCGAGCCGUCGCUCUAGCAAGGCCGGCCUCGCCGUGGACCUCGGCGGUGGCACAGAGGACAUUCAUCUGCAUCAUGGCAACAUUGACGACAAGCAGCAGCAACAACAGCAGCCGACGACGCCGCCAACCUCGCCCACCACCAGCCGUGCCAAGUCCAGCUCGGCGCCGCCAAAGCCAGAGCCGUCCGCCGACAUCAAAAGGCCCAGUCCCACCCGUGAAUGCGACUCGGACGACGAGAUUGAGCUCCUCCGCGACGCCCUCGCCCGCGAGCUCACCUCUCCCAUGGGCCACGUUACUUACCCUCACAACCUUACAUGGGCCAACUACACUGAUUACCUCUUCUGCCCGACCCUUUGCUACGAGAUUGAGUACCCGCGCGUCGCGACCAUCAACUGGACCUCGCUCAUUUCCAAAAUCGUCGCCGUCUUUGGCUGCAUCUUCCUCCUCACCAUCACCUCGGAAGACUUUAUACUCCCCGUCCUCGUUGACGCCGAGGCCCGUCUCGCCGCCCUCCCCGCUGCCGCCACCCUCUCCUCCUCCUUUGCCGAGACGGGCCUCGUCCUCGCCGAGACCAUCUCCUGGCUCCUCUUUCCCUUUAUGCUCACGUUCCUCCUCGUCUUCCUCGUCAUUUUCGAGUACGUCCUCGGCGCCAUGGCCGAGAUUACUCGCUUCGCCGAUCGUCGCUUCUACGCAGACUGGUGGAACUCGACCGACUGGAUGGAGUUUUCUCGCGAGUGGAACAUUCCCGUCCACGCCUUUCUCCGCCGCCACGUGUACUCGGCCUCGCGCCCGCUGGCCGGCCGCGGCGGCGCCACCGCCAUUACCUUUUUCAUCUCGGCCAUGGGCCACGAGAUUGUCAUGGCGUGCAUCACGAAAAAACUUCGCGGCUACGGCUUCGUCUGCCAGAUGCUGCAGCUGCCCAUUGUCAUGCUGCAGCGCACAAAAUGGGUUCGCGGAAAGAGGACCCUCAACAAUGUCUGCUUCUGGUCGUCCAUGAUCAUGGGCCUCUCCAUGAUAUGUGCCCUCUACGUACUGCUGUGA
Beauveria bassiana ARSEF 2860 is the source of this 1845-nucleotide messenger RNA. RefSeq names its product sterol O-acyltransferase. Gene Ontology annotation, cellular component: endoplasmic reticulum membrane. Lineage: Eukaryota; Fungi; Ascomycota; Sordariomycetes; Hypocreales; Cordycipitaceae. Gene Ontology annotation, molecular function: ergosterol O-acyltransferase activity. The coding region runs from base 1 to 1845 and encodes 614 amino acids. The transcript is spliced from 2 exons. Gene Ontology annotation, biological process: ergosterol metabolic process. The record is from RefSeq and is a predicted model, not a curated record.